AUGGCGCCCACCACCUCAGCCUCCUCCCUGCCGUCGCGCCGACUGUCCGCCCACACCAUCGCCGCUACCGCGCCAAUAAAGGACGACGAUCAUGCUCUCUCGCAGUCCCUCAGUCAGCUGUCACUGCUGUCCUCGGGCGACCAAAAGAACGGGUCGCGCCGCCUGUCCGAGGCGCUGCAGCGGCCGUCGUCGUCGCGACGCACGUCUGUCUCGCCCGGCCACCGCAUGCCCUCACGAAGCCCGUCCGGGCGCGACUCGCGACCGACCACGCCGCCUCUACUGCGCAAGGCCUCCAUGAACUCGCUACACUCCGCCAACGGCCACGGACCCGGCCGCGUGCCCUCGCGUCGCUCCAGCAUGACGCAGGCCAUGGGGUCGCCCAAGGUCACCCGGUCGCCGUCCGUCGGUAGCCUCAAGGCCGAGGAGCACAGGCCGCCGCUGACAGCCGCGUCCGUCGCCGCAGAUUACUUUCGCUCCGAGAUGCAGAUACACCACGGCCCGGACGCGACGCUGCCCUCCGAGACCGUUGUCAUCCUGCACGACGCCGUCUACGGCCACCGCUUCUCCCGACCGAGAACCUCGCGCAAUGCGCUGAGCACCAUUGUCGAACGACCCGAGCGAGUCAAGGCCGCCGUCCUGGGCGUCUCGCUAGCAUACGUACGGCUUGGCGACCGACACGACGAGGGAGCACACCCGGUCCAUCCCAGGGCCAAGAUUCACGAAAUCCCCAAGAUCCCGUUUCGCAUUCGGAAAUCGACGCGAAGCGUGCCCUUGACGUCGGCGGCAGUUACCAACAUCCACGGCUUGAAAUGGAUGGAGGAACUCAAGAUCAUGUGCGACACGGCCGAGUCCAAGCUGGCAUUGGGUGGUAGGGAACUCCAGAGACCCGAGAACACGGACCGAGACGAGCCCGCGCAGCCGCUGCACGAAGGAGACCUAUACCUAUGCGCCGAGUCACGAGACGCCAUGGAAGGCGCUCUCGGUGCCGUCUGCGACGGUGUAGAUGCCGUCUUCAACCCGGCCCCUGCUGCCCCGCGACGCGCGUUUGUGGCAGUCCGACCACCUGGCCAUCAUUGCGCCGCGGCGCACCCCUCGGGCUUCUGCUGGGUGAACAACGUGCUGGUGGGCAUCAUGCACGGUGCCCUCACGCACGGGCUGACGCACGCCGCCAUCAUCGACUUUGACCUGCACCACGGCGACGGAUCGCAGGCCAUUGUCUGGCAGCACAACGCGCGCGCUAACGCCGCCACCAAGAAUUUUGCGCCGUGGAAGAAGACCUCAAUCGGCUACUUUAGCCUGCACGACAUCAACUCGUACCCCUGCGAGAUGGGCGACGAGGACAAGGUCAAGAACGCGUCCCUCUGCAUCGACAACGCCCACGGACAGAGCGUCUGGAACGUCCACCUGCAGUCGUGGAAGACGGAGAAGGAGUUUUGGGCCAUCUACGAGUCCAAGUACGCGGUCAUCCUGGAGAAGACGCGCGCCUACCUCGGUGAGCAGGCGAGGAGGCUGAGGGCCGAGGGCAAGGAACCCAGGGCAGCCAUCUUCUUUUCGGCUGGCUUCGACGCCAGCGAGUGGGAGAGCGCGGGUAUGCAGAGACAUCAAGUCAACGUUCCCACGGAAUUCUACGCCCGACUCAGCCAAGACGUUGUCAGGAUUGCUAACGAGCAAGGCCUCCACGUCGGCGGCCGCGUCAUCAGCGUUUUGGAAGGAGGCUACAGCGACAGAGCUUUGUUUUCUGGUGUAUUUAGUCAUCUGAGUGGCCUGGUCGGCGAUCAGUCGACAGCAUCACAAACGUCAGAUACAGGCCGUGGCCUGGGUUACGAAAUGGGCCAAAAGCUGGGCACCAUUGCCGAGCCUGGGCCGGACCCCGUUGACUUGCAGCAGCCAGCCGGCCCUUCACUGCACCAAUACGACCCCAGCUGGUGGUCCAGCCAGCACCUGGACUCUCUCGAGACCCUCGUCGCGCACCCCUCGUCGCCUCCCCGGAAGCCGCGAACCGGCACGCCGCCAACGUACUUCUCGCCCACGCAGGCGUCCUCGGCCAAGGUCAUGGACCCCGUCAAGGUGCGGCGCAGCCUAUCUGGGCUGUCGUCGACGAUCCAGCGGCCGCGCGCCGCGUCGCCGGUCGCGCCGGACGUGCCGUGGACGGUCGCCGCACACGAGCUCAGCAAGAUUCUGAUCCCCGGAGACCGCCAGGUCGACAGCUGCCGCGCCGAGGACCUCAACGCGGAGGCGACGCGCGCCCGCCGCGACAAGCAGUCGAUCCUACUAGGCAUCCCGAUCCCUCCGCCGACGCCCGCGCCGCAAUCGCGGCCGACGUCGCGCAUGGCGCUACGCGAGCGCAAGGCCAGGACGGCUGGCGAGGAGGCGGCCAAGUCGUCGCCGAGCAAGCGGUCCACGUCCCGCGGCGCCAGGGCCAAGUCGACCGAGGCCGAGCAGGCGGCGGCAGCGGCCCGGGGUCACCAGCGCAGACGCUCGCGACGCCUGAGCGAGUCGACGGUGUCGCAGAGCCCCGGCAAGGAGGACCCCGCCGUCCCGGUGCCGCCGCUGCCUGCCGAGUAUGAGCAGCAUAGCCGGCCGCCGACGUCGGGCAGCAGCAGCCGCGCCGGCUCUAGCAUGAGCGGCCCGGUGGUGGCGCACGACCUGGCCGCGCGAAACCCGCAACCGCCGCCAGCAUCGUCCGGCCUCAACAUAAAGAAGACCCGACAGAGAGGAGCCGGCGCGGCGACGACGCCCAAGGAGCCGACGCCAAAGACACCACGUACCACGGCGCGCGCCCGCGCGGCGACGCCGUCGACUAAGGCCAAGACGGUGGCCGCGAAGCCGAUACAGAGGAGUCAGCCGCCCGUCGCGGCGCCUGCAUCGGAACCGCCCGUGCCUCCGGUGGAUAAGAUUACCACGGGCAUGAGGAAGAUCAAGAUCAACCUGAUUACGCAAUCACAAAAGGCGGCCAACGCUCUGAAGAAGGACACUGUUGCGGCCCAGUCAUCUGCGCCGCCGCCUCCGCUGGCGUAUAGUCACGAGCCGGGCGUGACGCUUACAACGACUCCGCCUGUUGUCGAGACGUGUCCGCAGCUCGCACCGUCGUCCGACACGGACUUUUUGAGCCGCAGCACCGGCUCCGGUCUCUCGACGCCCCUGGACGAGCAGUCCUCCAUCAUCGACUCGCCGUCCCCUCUUGAGAGGCGGACGCCGCCUGCGCCGACGACCCCUGCGCCCGCCGCCGCCGAGUCGGUUGCGGCGGACGGCCUGUUCAUCAGCUACCAGCCGGAGGGCCCGACGCCCGUGGCGGUGAAGCGCGAGGACUCGCUCAAGUGGCUGGAGCCCAACGUCGCGGCGACGCCCUCGCCGGGCAUGCCGAGCCUGGUCAAGAAGAAGCAGGGCGGUGUGUCGCAGCUGUUUCAGUACACGGCGGCGGGGAUUCCGUUUGCGCCGCGGCCGGGUAGCGGUGGUGGUGCUGCGGGAGAGCAGGGAAAGAUGAAGGAGGAGGAGGAGGCCAAGUCAAAGGCGAUGUGGGAGGUUCCGGAGACGCCACACAGGAUAUAG
This is a messenger RNA of Cordyceps fumosorosea ARSEF 2679, 3549 nucleotides long. RefSeq names its product histone deacetylase HosB. The coding region runs from base 1 to 3549 and encodes 1182 amino acids. Gene Ontology annotation, cellular component: nucleus. NCBI's taxonomy places the organism in Eukaryota, Fungi, Ascomycota, Sordariomycetes, Hypocreales, Cordycipitaceae. The transcript has a single exon. The record is from RefSeq and is a predicted model, not a curated record. Gene Ontology annotation, molecular function: histone deacetylase activity.